UGUUCACAGAAUAGGAUCCAUGAAUUAUGAUGCGAACUUAGGAUGAUCUUGAUCCGACGUCAGUCGAUAGUCACAAAGCAGCAGCUAAAGGAACAGCGAGAUAAAAUAUUCAGGAGGCAGUCUAUUAUCUCUCAAGAUUACCGGACUGAACCCAGCCAGAGAUCUCAUAACAUUGUGGUUCUCAAUGUUCGGGGUAAUUUUUAUGAGGUGUUUCAAAGUACUCUACACAAGUACAAGGACACACUGUUGGGCUCCGAAGAGUUGCGCGAGUACUAUGACAGAGAGAGCGGGGAGCACAUCAUAGACACAGAUCCUCAGAUAUUCUACACUAUCCUACACUUCUAUCAGACCAAUGGACAUCUCUACUGCCCGCCUAGUAUCACAGAGGAACGCUUCUUGGAAGAGAUAAAGUUCUUCCGGCUGACUAAAUACUUUCUGAAGCUGAAUGACACGCCCGGUGAGUCGUCGGGAGAAGAGGAGAAUGCACGACCAAAGAAAGCCAACAUGGUUUGGACAUUUCUUGAGAAAUCGAAUUCCUCAGUCGGAGCAAGAAUUUGGUCUUACUGCUCCAUCGUUUGUAUUCUAAUGGCAGUUACAAUCUUCAUGGUAGAAACUAUUCCAGAAAUCGAGGAGAAGGUGUCCGACGAAACUACUCUUCUACAUUUUGUCUUCUUCUGUAUUGAAACGACCUGCAUCGCUUUUUUCACACUAGAGUUCAUACUGCGAGCUUUUGCGUGUCCUCAGUUUAUAAUUUUUGUAAAAAACGUGCUCAAUUGGGUGGACUUCAUUUCAAUUCUCCCUUACUACAUAGGACUAAUAUUCCCAGGAGGAAUAGCGCAUAUAUUUGUAGUGCUGCGAGUUUUGAGGGUAGUAAGAGUAUUAAGACUUGCCCGCCACUCCGACGGCAUCAAAAUCAUCUUUUUGGCGCUUUCAACGAGCGUAAGUGAACUCUUCUUUCUCAUUUUCUUCUGGUCGAUUGCCAUCAUAUUUUUCGGCAGCCUCAUACACUACGUGGAGGGAAUCGAGGACAAGGACGGAAACUACAACGCCGCAUUUGACUCGAUCCCGCGCAGCGCUUGGUGGGUGGUGGUGACUAUGAGCAGCGUGGGCUAUGGUGACUGCUACCCUAUAACAUGGCAAGGCAAAAUCAUUGGAAGCCUCUGUAUCAUGUCGUGCAUGUUGGUUCUAGCUCUGCCCAUGACGGUUAUCAUAUCCAAAGUAACGAGAACGUAUCACGCGUAUAUUCAGAAAGAGAACAGGAUAGAGUUACGAAGACAGAUGGCAGAAAGCAAGAAGAUUGACAGUUCAAAUUAUAACAGCAGCACGGCAGUGUGAGGUUGGCUGCUGGGUCAGGGACUUUUGCUGCUCUGGUCGUGUAAUUAAACACGUGAUCGGUAGCGGCUUUGUGUGUGGUGUAAUAACGAUAUGAUUU
Molecule: messenger RNA, 1432 nt
Organism: Bolinopsis microptera
Lineage: Eukaryota; Metazoa; Ctenophora; Tentaculata; Lobata; Bolinopsidae
Product: potassium voltage-gated channel subfamily D member 1-like
Exons: 4
Coding region: 43-1335 (430 amino acids)
Biological process (GO): protein homooligomerization; potassium ion transmembrane transport
Cellular component (GO): membrane; voltage-gated potassium channel complex
Molecular function (GO): voltage-gated potassium channel activity
Source: RefSeq, a predicted model, not a curated record